Messenger RNA from Hyposmocoma kahamanoa, 1735 nucleotides. It is a transcript of the gene carmine, whose product is annotated as AP-3 complex subunit mu-1. Gene Ontology annotation, cellular component: clathrin adaptor complex; cytoplasmic vesicle. The transcript has 10 exons. Bases 1 to 1251 code for a protein of 416 amino acids. Lineage: Eukaryota; Metazoa; Arthropoda; Insecta; Lepidoptera; Cosmopterigidae. The record is from RefSeq and is a predicted model, not a curated record. Gene Ontology annotation, biological process: intracellular protein transport; endocytosis.
AUGAUACAUAGCUUAUUUAUUAUAAAUCCUUCCGGGGAUGUGUUCCUUGAGAAACAUUGGAGGAGUGUUAUACCAAGAUCGGUGUGUGAUUACUACUUGGAGGCACAAAGAGCAUCACCUAAUGAUGUGCCACCAAUACUGGCUGCACCCCAUCACUACCUGAUUUCUAUACAAAGAGGGGGUGUGGCCCUGGUAGCUGUUUGUAAACAGGAAGUAACACCACUAUUUGUUAUUGAGUUCUUGCACAGAGUUGUUGAUACAUUCCAGGAUUAUUUCUCAGAUUGUACAGAAACUAUUAUAAAAGAGAACUAUGUAGUUGUUUAUGAGUUACUGGAUGAAAUGUUAGACAAUGGAUUCCCACUGGCAACAGAGAGUAACAUCUUGAAGGAAUUGAUUAAACCACCAAACAUUCUGAGAACGAUUGCCAAUACAGUUACUGGCAAAUCAAAUGUAUCAUCAAUAUUACCAUCUGGCCAGCUGUCUAAUGUGCCAUGGCGACGCUCUGGCGUGAAAUACGCCAACAACGAGGCAUAUUUCGACGUCGUGGAGGAAGUUGAUGCCAUUAUCGACAAGAGCGGCGCUACGGUGUCAGCUGAGAUUCAGGGAUACAUUGACUGCUGUAUCAAGUUAAGCGGAAUGCCAGAUUUGACGCUUACGUUUGUAAAUCCACGUCUAUUUGACGAUGUGUCAUUCCAUCCGUGCGUGAGAUUCAAAAGAUGGGAGUCUGAAAGGAUACUAUCAUUCAUUCCACCCGACGGCAACUUCCGAUUGAUGUCGUACCAUAUUGGAUCUCAAAGUGUAGUGGCAAUACCGAUAUACGUGCGGCAUAGUCUUACGCUCAAGAAUAACGGAGACCAAGGAAGACUGGAUCUGACUGUGGGCCCUAAACAAACUAUGGGAAGGAUUUUAGAAAAUGUUGCAUUAGAGAUAUGUAUGCCGAAAUGUGUACUUAAUUGUUCUUUAACGGCGAACCAAGGCAAGUACUCAUACGACCCUGUGAGCAAAGUCUUAUUGUGGGACAUAGGACGCAUUGAGUUACCGAAACUACCUAACAUUAAAGGAACUGUCUCGGUACAAUCGGGGGCGGACACAACAGGCGCAAACCCAAACAUCAACGUCCAUUUCACAAUACCGCAACUGGCAGUAAGCGGUUUACGAGUUAGCAGACUCGAUAUGUAUGGUGCUAAGUACAAGCCCUUCAAAGGGGUCAAGUACGUCACUAAGGCCGGAAAGUUCCAUGUUAGGAUGUGAUGGGAGGAUGGUGCGUGGAUAUCGCAAAUUACGUGAUUUUAAAGACUCGUGAAUGGAAGCGAUUGAUACGGCUUGAGAAACUCAGUGUUAGAAAUAAAAAGAAAAUGUAUUUGUUACUAGUUAAGUGGAAAUUCUAUACCUAUAUUGAAGAGUAUCAGAGUAUUUGAAAUGGCAAAUUAUUACCUAAUGUUUCUUGUUGAAUAUUAGUUAUAUGAGUGAGCUGAGUAAGAAGACUCAAAGGUGUCGCUUACGGCGGUAAAAGCCGAAAAAACCCAAUAAAAAAAACAAACACUUAGAGAAAUUCUUAAGGUCUGCUGAUUCGAUUUGAAGCUUAGUUGGUAGAGUGGUGGCCCUAGUUUGACUUACAGAUGCUUCUGGUUGGAGUCCCGUCAGAUCGAAGGAAUUUUUCUUUGUGUUCGAUCUUUGUAUAAAGAACCAUAGUGUUUUAUGUAACAUACCUACGUUUUUUAUUUUACUGUAUUCG